This is a messenger RNA of Epinephelus lanceolatus (giant grouper), 5579 nucleotides long. NCBI's taxonomy places the organism in Eukaryota, Metazoa, Chordata, Actinopteri, Perciformes, Serranidae. The record is from RefSeq and is a predicted model, not a curated record.
GCAGGAUUUUAAACGGUGCAGACACACAGACAGGCUGAGCUCAUCUCUGACACACAAUCAAACUCAAUCUAUUAAAGUCGUUAUUUAUUCAGUUAACGGCAGGUGACCAGCACGCGCACACACGCGCGCACAUAAAGACAGUGCACAGAGACAGAGAGGAAAAGUUACAAGAGUUUUAUUUUCUAAUGACACGUGAGACAGACAGACAGAGGGACAGACAGACAGACAGACAGACAGACGACAGACAGACAGAGGGACGGUAUCCUAGCAGAGAGUGUGAGAGUGUGAGCGCAGGGACGAGCAGGAGGGAGGAGGGGUUAUCCAGCCUGAGCCUGAGCAGCCGUCACUGCCCCGCACUCUGUGUUCACCUCCGCUCGGUGCCGGACGGAAAUAACUUUAAAUACUUUUUGUUUUUUGAGGUUCCUCCGAAGGACAGUUCCCCGGGACUCUGUGUCCUCUCUGACCACCACCCCGACUCUUCUCUCGCACUUUGUGCCCGGAGCGCGGACAGAGGAGUUACCAAAGUCCCGGAGCCGCUCCAGAGAUGGUGACUUUACGCACGGGAUCUGAGGCAGUUUGAAGUGACUCCUCUGGUUUGGUCUCUAACUCUUCAUCCUCAUCUUCAUCAUCAACAUCGCCCUCAACACUGUCCAAGUUUGCCUCGGACACGCGGCGGAUGCCGAAGAAGUGAGUCCAGGUGACGUUCAUGAAUUUUAAAAUCAUCCAGAAGUGAGAAGAGGGUGUCGGAGCUGAAGUCUCUUAUUUCUAAUGAUGUCUUCCAUGCGAGCAACGCCUCCCUUCCACCCACCGUCUGAGGAAGAGGAAGCGAUGGGUCAGGACAAUGUGGCCUGGGCCGGUGACGAGCGAGAGGGCCCGAAGGAGACGCCAUCUCCCUCUUCUCAUGAGCGGCCCCACCCUGACGAGCUACAGCCAAUCAGAGAGAAGCUGACGGAGGCUGAGUGGGAGAACACGGCGCCUGCUGCGAUGGACAAUGAGAGCAGUAAAGGCUGCUCCGUCUACUCCUACCAGACUAACUCUACCUCUCCACCCAAGCCAGAGGAGUGUUCCAGGGAUCGCGGGGAGCCCAUGAGCGGCCUCGCCUUCGGGACGCCGGAGCGCCGUAAAGGAAGCCUGGCAGACGUGGUGGACACACUGAAACAGAAGAAACUGGUGGAGCUGACCAAGACAGAACAAGACGAGCCAACCUGCAUGGAGAGGCUCCUCUCCAGGGACUGGAAGGAGCGCGUUGAUCGUCUGAACGCUAAUGAGCUGCUGGGGGAGGUCAAAGGUACGCCGGAGUCGCUGGAGGAGAAGGAGCACCAACUCUCCACUAUGAUCGGUCAGCUGAUCAGUCUUCGGGAGCAGCUCCUCUCUGCCCACGACGAGCAGAAAAAGAUGGCCGCCUCACAGCUGGAGAAGCAGAGACAACAGAUGGAGCUGGCCCGGCAGCAGCAGGAGCAGGUAGGGAUGGUCACAUGGUGUCAUGACGUCAUCGUCACGGUCCAGGGUCACAUGCCUCCGAUGAUGAUCCCAGUGUUUCCUCACGACCAGCGGUCUCUGGCUGCCGCCGCCGCCGCACAGCAGGGCUUCCUCUUCCCACCGGGCAUGUCCUACAAGCCAGGUGAGAAUUACCCCAUGCAGUUCAUUCCAUCCACAAUGGCAGCUGCAGCGGCGUCUGGACUCAGCCCGUUACAACUACAGCAGCUGUACGCCGCCCAGCUGGCAAGCAUGCAGAUCUCACCAGGAGCCAAGAUGGCUUCCCUCCCGCAGGCUCCCAACUCCUCCGGUCCCCUUUCCCCCUCCGCCCUGAAGAGCGAGAAGAGAGCGUCCAGUCCUGUCGCUCACAUUAAGUCCUUUGUUAGGCGGUUGCUUCCUGCGGUGAGCGUGGCACUGCCCAGGCACAUGUUCUGCGCCUGUGUCUUUCUUUUAUUUUUUGUCUCUCAGCUCAACCCAGCAGUUAGUUUUAUUGUCAUGACCAUCACAGUCUUCCCCCGUGACCCAACUGAGAGGUGCCAGGCUCACACACAGGGCUUAGUGCUUAGGGCUUUAGUUUUGGCAGCUGGCGUCACGUUUCUCACAUUCAUUAAAGAACCUUUGAUAUUUCCUGUGUUUCAGGAGCGGCUGCACUACGAGACUCUGAGCCAGCACCUGGGGAAGCUUGGGGACGAUGCUGGGAAGAUGGUCCAUCGAGUUAUCGACCUGACGAGACCAGAAGAUCUGGAUGGAAGUAACAUCACAGAGGCGCGAGUGUUCAGGGAGGCGCGGGGCAGGAACAACGCCGAGCCUCACAUCAAGAGACCCAUGAACGCCUUCAUGGUGUGGGCCAAAGACGAGAGGAGGAAGAUCCUGCAGACCUUCCCCGACAUGCACAACUCCAACAUCAGCAAGAUCCUCGGCUCUCGCUGGAAAUCCAUGACCAACCAGGAGAAGCAGCCGUACUACGAGGAGCAGGCCCGCCUGAGUAAAAUCCAUCUGGAGAAAUAUCCCAACUACAAGUACAAGCCGCGGCCCAAGAGAACCUGCAUCAUCGACGGCAAGAAGCUGCGCAUCGGAGAGUACAAGCAGAUGAUGAGGUCACGGCGUCAGGAGAUGAGGCAGUUCUUUGUCGGGCCUCAGCCACCGAUGCCUCUCGGCAGCAGCCCAGGCGGAGUGGGAGUUUACCCGGGUGCCAUUACCAUGGCAACGACAGCCACACCGUCCCCGCACCUGACCUCAGACUGCUCCAGCAACUCAGCCAGCCCCGAACCCGCCAUCCCGGUCAUUCAGAGCACGUACGGGAUGAAGUCCGAGCCCGGCGGCGGAGGCAGCAAUGGUGGCGGUAUGGGAGCCUUGGAUCUGCCCAGCGACCCCGCCAACGGAGACGACGACAUGGACAUGUACGAGGACUUUGAGGACGAGCCCAAGUCAGACUAUAGCAGCGACCACGAGACACAGGAGGCCGUCAGCGCCAACUGAGCGCGCUCAGGGUGUCGGUUGUAAAAAGAGAAAAAACAAAACUCCUGUUCUACUCAGAGACACUUUUUAAAAUCACAGUUUAUUAUAAAGACCUUCAGGACAUGUGGCAUCACGCACUGAGCAUGCCCAGACAGGAUUCACAUGCUCACUGAGUUCUCGGACAGUUGAUGGACGUCCAUUUGAAGAAGACGGCCGAUGGACAAAAUGUGACCCGAGAAAAACAAGCUGACAGACAUUCAGACAUCCAGCUGACGACAAACUUCAGUUUCCUUCAACUCUGACAAUCUUAACAGGAGCCGAGAAGAGACGGAGACAGAGAGACAGGAUGAGGACAGGAAGAGACAGGAUGAUGACAGGAUGAGACAGGAUGAGACAGGAUGAGACACAUGAGCGACGAACACAUUGUUGUGUGGUUUGUAAAGAGCAUGCAUGGAUUUGAAGCAUCAGGAGUUGGUCUUCAACAGCUAUUUGGUCUUAAAUGUUUAAGGAGUGGUUUCGUUUUUAUCUUCAUGUAUUUACUUUUUUUGUGUUUUCUUUUUGUUCUGUUUUCCUCUGACAGGUCGCUGCCUGUACGAACUCUGGACUGUCGGAACUUGAAAUAUGAAAAGUUUUAAUAUAAAUCCUAGCUAUUGUAAUCUUAUAGUCUUACUUUUGUUUCUUACCAGUACACCGUGCAUCUCCAUCUUGUUUUCUGACAGACUGCUUACAUUACAUUACUGUUAGAGUUUUUUUUAUAUCCCAGCUCAGGUAUGAUGUGCCAGCUUGUGAAUGUGUUUCUUUUUUUGUUUCGUUUUCAUACAGAAAGAGUGGUAGGUCUUUUCAGACUGUCGAUGAAAUAAAGGGAGCAAAAUCCCUUAUAUCACAUUAUUAUUAUUAUUAUUAGUAGUAGUAGUAGUAGUAUUACUAUUAUUACUAUUAUUACUAUUACUGAGUAGGUGUGUAAGGAAGCACGAACCCAGGCAUUGUACAGAUUUACUUCAAAUGUGCCAAACCUACAUUCACAUACACUCGGGAUGUCGUAGUCUUAACUUCCAAUGCUGCAAAAAAGUCUUAUACAAUCAGCUUUUUCUAUCUGAUGAUGAUGAUGAUGGUGAUGAUGAUAAUGAUGAUGAUGGUGGUGAUGAUGAUGAUGAUGAUGAUGAUGCUCCGACUCGGUAACUGCUGGCCCCCCUCCUGACCCGAUCACCGGCAGAGCUCAGUGAGGAUGUGAUGUCACACUUCAAUCUCUGACAGCUCCUCCAUGCUGAGAUCUGCUCCUCAGUUCCACUCACUGCAUUGGUGCUUUUAUGAACCACAUUUCCCACAGUUCCUUGAGGCAAAACACUCGGCACAUUGUGCUGUAGGUUCAGAGAGGCGCAACCAAAUGCCGACCUUCAGUGUUUGAGUUUAUCCCUUCCAAUCUGGCCAAAGGUACAAACAUUUAUUUGGCUUCAUUUCUGCUGAGACACUUUAACACUUAAACGUGUCCAGUCAGCAGCGGGCGGCGGGCAGAGGGGCGGGGUCUAGCAGCGCCACAGUUACCUGCUGUAGGAUGAGAGUUUCUAAUAUUCUGGAUCCCUUGGCUGUAUUUUGAAUUGUGUUUUGAAUCGGUACAAAAUGUUCCUAUUUUUAUUAUUAGCCUGUUCAUAUUUGUAAAUGUCUUCUGAGCAUCACGUGGGACAGAUUCACCAAACAUGUGUUUUAAGAAAGAAUUUAUUGAGCUGCAAAAAGAGGUCUGUUAUUUCAAAGAGGGUACCUUUUCUACAGUGCAUGUAUAUUUUGAAGACAAGUAAAUUAUUAAGAGAAGAAUGGAGGAAAAAAAGCUGCAGAGUUUUUCCACAGUCUGAACUGAGAUGUUCUCCUCUUGUGUCAGCGCGGCCUUGUGCUCAGCGCCGUGCACGCUUUUUGCUCUGUUUUACUCCAAUGUCACUUCUCUGACGACACACAGUAUAUUCUUUGUCUCUUUUCACCACACUCUGCAUUCUGAAUAUUUUCAGCACCUGGGACCUCGGGUGGUUUCUGUUCAGCUGUUUCACACGUCUUCAUAUCUCUGACCAUACCUGGCAGUCUUUACUCAGAAAGCUUCACAAGCUGGGACUGAACUUUGGUUUUUACUCGCAUUGCAGGAAAAGAAAAAAAAAGCCUCAUGCAUAGACAUUUCUGUUGUUGUCAUCCUAAGCACUGGAUAUAAAUUCUAUGUUGUUUUUUUAAGUAUGGACUAAUGUGAAGAUGUUGUUUGAUUUUCAACAUGAUAAAUUAGAACAGUCAAAGUCACAUGUUUGGACUCAAUAGGAUGCCUCAGACAUGCCAGGCACAAGUAAAAUGUCAUUUCUUUAGAAGCAUUUCAUUUACCGAAGCAAGUUUUGUUGCCGCAGCUCUCGUGCCGCCUGAAGGGGUCACGUCACCUCUGAUCUCUUUAGACCUCAUGCUCUUGUCAGUUGUGACCUGCAGAAGUGGGACGUCAGUUUCCUGGUCACAUACAUUUUGUGAUGAGUAUUGUAUUUGAAAUUCAAUUGUGCGUUUUAACAUUUCAUUGUAUUUAUUAGCCAGCUUUGGCUCUAAAAAGUGUCAGUACAACUUGGUGAGAAAGACAAUCAAAAAAAAUAAAGAAAUAAAAAUUAAAAACUUGAGAUUUUCCCUAAAAA